This is a messenger RNA of Cololabis saira (Pacific saury), 960 nucleotides long. RefSeq lists its product as uncharacterized. The record is from RefSeq and is a predicted model, not a curated record. NCBI's taxonomy places the organism in Eukaryota, Metazoa, Chordata, Actinopteri, Beloniformes, Belonidae. Bases 242 to 613 code for a protein of 123 amino acids. The transcript has a single exon.
GCUGAAGCAGAGAGACAGACGGACGACAGCUGAGUCUCACGGAGAUCUGAGAGGACGUUUCCACCCGCAGACGGACGCUUGGCCCUCCUGGGUCCUCUUCAGUUCUCCUCAGACCUCCUGAGUCCUCUUCAGUCCUCCUCGGCCGGAGUCUUGUCUUGACUUUGAAGGACUUUAGCUUCGUUGCUCCAGAGAUCCGUCUUCACUGAGGACCAGUGAGAGCGGGAACCGGUGUUGUGCCGUCAUGGCGGCCGUGCGUCCGCUGGUCCCGGAGCCGUCGUCCUUCCCGGUCCUGCCGGCCCACCUGCUGGAGGAGUUCCCCCAGCAGCUGCCGGUGCCGCAGGGCCCGGCGCGGGGCCGGAGCCGGUCCCGCCGGCCCCGCCAGGCCCGCUUCAAGACGCAGCCCGUCACCUUCGCCGAGAUCGCCGAGGUGGAGGAGGAGGGCUCGUCCCCGCUGGAGGAGGAGCGGGCCCGCCGGUCCUUCCUGCAGUCCCUGGAGAACCUGCGCCGCAGCACCCAGACGCUGCACCUGCCGCCGCCGCCGGGGGCGCCGCGCCGCGGCUCCACGCCCACGCAGCCCGGCCCGGACUCCAGCGACUCCGACUGCCCCCAGUGAGGCGGCCGGACGCCUCCCGGGGCUGGGACCCGGUUUCCCCGACCUGGGACCGUCUCCUGGACAAUGUUUCCUCUAAACUGCGCGCGUGCGCAAUCGCGCACUGCCCGCAUAUUCUCAGCGCACAAGAAAAUCUAUCCAGCGCAGUGCUUUAAGUGGGCCGGUACGCACCGGUACGGAGUACCCCCACUUCUCAAUAAUAGCCUCUGGGGUACCAGGACUUUUUACGGCGUACCGGGACUUCUCAUGAGCUCACAGUACUCUGUUCUCUCCUUGCAAUUUGGCUACAGUGGCGUCGCAACGCGACUGCCCCUCGUGAGACGUUCACUCGUAAAGCCUGAUUUAUGAUU